Cercospora beticola is the source of this 2175-nucleotide messenger RNA. RefSeq lists its product as uncharacterized. Lineage: Eukaryota; Fungi; Ascomycota; Dothideomycetes; Mycosphaerellales; Mycosphaerellaceae. Gene Ontology annotation, molecular function: SNARE binding. The record is from RefSeq and is a predicted model, not a curated record. Gene Ontology annotation, cellular component: lytic vacuole; endosome. Gene Ontology annotation, biological process: SNARE complex assembly.
GCAAGCUUUCGCCAGUCAGCUCACGUCCAACUCGCGAAGCAACGACCGACCGCACCGACAACACUGCGUCGCAUUGGCCGCUCGAGUCCAUGGCUGCUGCACCUCUCACGCCCUCCCGACGGCAAUAGAAGACGCCAUGCAUGGCGCAACACAACUCGACAACGACCCCGGCUGAACGCUCCUCAUGGCUGCUGCCCACCAACCGCCGCCUGCGCAACCUGCUGGCCAUCUCCCUCCGCAACAUCUCGCUCGGUUUCGCCUCGCCGGUGCGCCGGAAAGACCAGGCCUACGAUGACGAUGCCCUGCCACAGACUCUCACGUCGCCCGCGAAGCUGCUCGCCCUCCAAGAGCAGAAGGCAUUGGGUCAUUCGCGAAGCUCGACCGAUCUGCGGGCAGUUGUGGAAGCUGCAGCUACCGAUGAUGAGCGUCCUCAAGAGGCCACUCCUGCUAGUCGAAGUCCGACAGCCACGUCGAAAAAGGGCAAGGAGAAUGUAUCACAGACUGCACAAGCAUCUCCACGACGGCCACAGUUGAGGAGGCCGAGGAGGCGAAGUACUCUGGAAUGGGCCAAUGCUACGCCGCAAAGGCGACAGGAGAAGCUGCAGGCUACUGUCACUGGGCGCAUGGCAGAUGCAUUCUUCAGCUUGCAUGUGCAGGGCGUUAAAGAGCCUGUAUAUGUCUCUGAAGUAGUCGAGCAAACCAUGAAUCCCACCUUUCGACACAUAGACUGGACAGCAUGUGCCCCGGGAGUCACGCGAUCGGGCAAUGUCAAGCUGCGUGUCUGGGCCAAAGGAGCCAAAGCUGGGAAUUGGCAGCAGUUGCUUUCCGUGGACAUUGCAUUGGAUGGCCUUUACUACUUGGGUAAAAAUAUGGACGCCCUCCACACGAAAUUGCCCGAGAACGCUGUCAUCAUGCAUAUGAUUGACGGCCUUUACGUUGCUCCCACCGGGUCAGUGGCUGAGCUCACGUCGUCUCGACCAGGCUCAGCUGCAACAGCCUCGUCUGUGCAGUCACGAGCGGUCAGCACUUCUUCCUUUGAUGCGCUGCUAAGGCUGUCCAAACUGGAUGACAGCAUUCAGGAUGCCCUGGCCACGCGUAACCAGAUCGCGGACGAUCUAGAACGGUUGCUGCAGGCGAGCAAGGCAGCUUUGACAAAUCGUGAUGCAGUCGCCGAAGCCGAAGAUCGCAUUAAAACGAUCGAUUACGCCAAGAAGACUGUGGAAAAGCAGCUCGAGAAGGCUCGCAAGCAGCAAGAAGAAAGACGUGCGGCGCUCAAGACUAGACGCGAUUUGAUGGCCUCAGAAGCCGCCACUCGCGAGAAUCACGAAAGGACCAUGCAACAGGUCAAGCCUGAAUUCCCAAGUAUGCGAGAUGAGCACGAGGCCAAGAAGAACGCAAUGCAAAACCAACGGCGACGAAUUUGUGAGGACCUGCAGCACAUAUACCCCAUUGAGCAGGUUUCGGGCAAAGUUCUGUCCUUCAGCAUCGGGGGCCUUCACCUCCCGAACUCGGACCAUCUGGACUCGGAGCCCCCAGAAACUGUGGCUGCUGCACUUGGCUAUGUUGCUCAUACUCUCCAGCUUCUGUCGUUCUACCUGUCGCACCCACUACCAUACCCGGUCACGCCACGGGGAAGCACUAGCUCUAUUCAUGACCCCGUUAGCAUACUGCAAACCAAAAACCCGAUCACAAGCGAGCAAGCCGAGGAUAAACUACGAACGUAUCCACUGUUCAGCAAGAGCAUGCCAAGGUUUCGUUUCGAGUAUGCGGUUUUCCUGCUGAACCAGAACAUCCGCAUAAUCUUGGACAGCGCUUUCAGUCUUCGGGUACUGGACAUACGGCAGACAUUGGCGAAUUUGAAGUACCUGCUCUACGUUGCAACUGCGGGUGAUGGAGAGCUUCCAGCUCGCAAAGCUGGUGGCAUCCGAGGUCUGAUGCGAGUGCCUGCAUUGGAGCGAACCGGUAGUGCCGACUCAGCGAGCAGUGGUCUCUCAGGCCUCACCUUGUUCAGUAACGGCAAAGCCAGAGCACAUGGAGGUGCUGCAGAUAGACUGCGGGAAAUCAGUGCCAAGGUGUCCUAGAUGAGAUAGAUCAUGCAGAUCCAAUCCGUUCAAAUCAAGGUCAGAAAGACGCCAUAGGCCUCGAUAGCUCCGCAAGAUUCCAGUCCAGUAAGCG